AUGAUAUGUGGCUUGAACUGCGCUUCCCAAAGUGUUACCUUCUCUCAGGUUCUAAUUGGUGUUAGUCCUGUAGAGGGGUUUGACAAGAUCAAGCAAUCUUAUGGGAGAAAACUUAAAGAUGCUCAUAGGAGUGGUGAUGAAGCCACUGCCCCUCUGCUUGAGAAAGCAUAUGAUAAGCUCAUGUAUUCCCAGUUAAUGAAUAGAAAAAUGGGUGUUACUUUCGGUUCCUUUAAGGUUUCCAAGGACAUUAGAUAUGCUGACAAGCAGCCCAUAGUACCAUGGGGUCCUAGGUAUUCCAAGUCUUCUAGAAACGAUAUGUUGAUCAACCUAGCAAUAUCAGCUGUGUUUAGCGCAUGGAUUGUCAUAAAACGUACUGUUGAAUACAAACCGCUGCAGUUCACGUCUUUUGUAUUUGUGUACAGAAUCUUUGAGAAAUUAAAAUCCUUUGAAGCACCUUCAUCUCCAACAUAUAACGAGGAGGGUGAAGAAAAUGGACGGGGAUUGAGAAUGGGAAAGAGGCUUCUUCGGUCUCUUUCAUUAGUUUUUGGCUCUAUACUUGUGGCAUUGGCCUAUACUGGGAUCUUAAAUUUCAUUGAGUACAUGGGCAGCUCCAUACCCAUUACUCUUUACAAUAACCAGGAACUUAUAGUGACGGCCUCAUCAGCUUUGAUGCUCUAUGUUAUGGCGUCGUACUACAGAUAAUGCGAGAGAAGCCCACAAUGAACUUGAUCUAUCAGAAGUUUUGUAGAAGUUUUUUGCUGUAUGUGGCAUGUGUCUGUUAGAUGUUAACCAUUGAGAUGUUUUUUUUUCUUAGACGAACCAGCACACUACUUUUGUCCAAAAAAAAUAAAGAAAUCAUAUAUGUAUUCGAGA
Raphanus sativus (radish) is the source of this 873-nucleotide messenger RNA. Its product is annotated as protein CHLOROPLAST J-LIKE DOMAIN 1, chloroplastic-like. Gene Ontology annotation, cellular component: chloroplast membrane. The coding region runs from base 1 to 702 and encodes 233 amino acids. NCBI's taxonomy places the organism in Eukaryota, Viridiplantae, Streptophyta, Magnoliopsida, Brassicales, Brassicaceae. The transcript is spliced from 9 exons. The record is from RefSeq and is a predicted model, not a curated record.